AUGGCAACUUUUGGAGGUCCGUCACAGCUGUCCAGUACGUGCACAGUGCCACUGGGCACUAAGGAAUCCGCCCGUCCCAACAUCGAUGCACCAUCACCGUCAAAUACGCCCAGCAUGGCGUCAAGCUUGCGAACCACCGAGUUGCCAUUCAGAUGCAUGACGGUACCUCACCUCAACGCCCCAACUUUGGCAGCCUCCAUGUAUCUGAACAUGAAGCUCCGCCGCGCUUUGUCUUCCCACGAGCCUUACCCCAAAGUAUUCAGGGGGGAUCCCGAAUUCCACUUGCAUUACUCUACCUUGGCAACGAAUACUCCCAUGCGGCCCCGAUCUCACAGCCAAGCUGGCCCAAAGACAGCUAUUGAAAAAAGUCAGACAAGAAGCGAAGAAAUAGUACCUCUAGCGAGGCCGGAAAGGAACAAGACAAGCACAAGUUGGGCUGUUGGGUCCCCACUGCCCGGCAUUGGUUCCAGAGCAACAUUCAUUCCUAUAGUCUCCUCCAAAGUCCCCUGA
Molecule: messenger RNA, 510 nt
Organism: Neurospora tetrasperma FGSC 2508
Lineage: Eukaryota; Fungi; Ascomycota; Sordariomycetes; Sordariales; Sordariaceae
Exons: 4
Coding region: 1-510 (169 amino acids)
Source: RefSeq, a predicted model, not a curated record